Molecule: messenger RNA, 438 nt
Organism: Medicago truncatula (barrel medic)
Lineage: Eukaryota; Viridiplantae; Streptophyta; Magnoliopsida; Fabales; Fabaceae
Product: egg cell-secreted protein 1.2
Exons: 1
Coding region: 1-438 (145 amino acids)
Biological process (GO): double fertilization forming a zygote and endosperm
Source: RefSeq, a predicted model, not a curated record
AUGGCUUCCUCUCAUAAAAUAUUUGUUCUUGUUGCUCUUGCUCUUGUGUUCAUUGCAUUGAACUCAUCAACGUCUAUAGUGGAAUCUAGGAAACUGUCUAACCCUAAUUCCAAUUUGAUGAGCCUUGAAGCAAGAUUGAAGGUGAGUGGUGAUGAGCCUUCUAAUUGUUGGGAGUCACUAUUUAAGCUUCAAGCAUGUAGUGGUGAAAUUAUUACAUUUUUUCUAAAUGGUGAGACUUACUUGGGCUAUGGUUGUUGCAAAGCAAUUAGGGUUAUUGGACAUGAUUGUUGGCCUAACGUUGUUGCAUCACUUGGAUUCACUAAUGAAGAAACUGAUUUAUUGGAAGGUUAUUGUGAUCAGGUUGAGGAUGUUCAUUCACCACCACCACCUCCCACACCAUUAGCAUCAUUGGUUAAGACUAAGGAGAUUCUUCCAUAA